Molecule: messenger RNA, 711 nt
Organism: Saccharomyces paradoxus
Lineage: Eukaryota; Fungi; Ascomycota; Saccharomycetes; Saccharomycetales; Saccharomycetaceae
Gene: PEX11
Product: Pex11p
Exons: 1
Coding region: 1-711 (236 amino acids)
Biological process (GO): regulation of peroxisome size; peroxisome fission
Cellular component (GO): peroxisomal membrane
Source: RefSeq, a predicted model, not a curated record
AUGGUCUGUGAUACAGUAGUGUAUCACCCCUCCGUGACGAGAUUCGUCAAAUUUCUAGAUGGUUCAGCUGGUAGAGAAAAGAUUCUGAGAUUGCUACAGUAUCUAGCAAGAUUUUUAGCAGUACAGAACUCUUCUAUCUUAGCCAGGCAAUUACAAGUGCAAUUCACCACAGUUAGAAAAUUUUUGAGGUUUUUAAAACCUUUGAACCACUUACAGGCUGCUGCUAAGUUUUACGACAACAAGUUGGCCAGUGACAACGUUGUUAGAAUCUGCAAUGUUUUGAAAAAUAUAUUUUUCGCUGCAUACUUGUCGUUAGACCAGGUCAACCUUUUAAGAAUUUUGAAAGUAAUUCCUGUAACCAUUCUUACCGGUAAGAAAAUACCUCGUUGGUCCAAUUGGUGUUGGCUGUUUGGCCUUCUAAGUGGUCUGGCUAUGGAUCUUCGUAAGAUCCAAACGUCGCAUGCCCAAAUUUCUGCCUUCGUGAAGGCAAAAUCACAAAGCCAAGGUGAUGAGCAUGAGGAUCACAAGAAGGUAUUAGGUAAAGCUUAUCAAGACAGAUACUCUGCGUUAAGAAGACUAUUCUGGGAUGCCGCAGAUUCGUUCAUCGUCCUCAACAACUUGGGGUAUUUGUCCAGUAACGAAGAGUAUGUUGCGCUGUCUGGUGUUGUCACUUCUAUUCUUGGUAUGCAAGACAUGUGGAAAGUUACCUAG